AGGUGAUAGAGUCCGUAGGGAAAAGGUGUGCAGUGUAUAAAGUGUCCACUGUUGUACAUAGCGGUCCUGCGCCCAUGUUUACAGACUUUGUUACUUAUUUGCAGAACUUUGCCUGCGAGUCAGAGUGCAGCUACUGCCCGUGGAGGGGGCGAGCUUUCCUCAGAUAGCCCGACGGCCGGGAAAUUUCACGAAAAGUACAGGUGUUAGCCUGGUACACAGCCAUGUCUGCAGAAGGAGCAGUUGAAGCUAAGACAGAUGGAGCAGAGGCCGUGACGGAGGCUGGAGCGGAGGCUAAAGCAGAGGCAGAAGCAGAAGUACUGGUAGUAACAGACGGUGUGGUGGACGGCACAGAUGCUGGCAACACACAUGAUGUCAAGAGAAAAAAGUUCCGUCCACUGAAGUCUAUACGAAAGAUCCUGGGGAUCAAGAAGGGGAGAAAAAAGUCAGGCGAUGACCCCGCCCUGCUGUCAGCCAAACCUGUGUCCAAGUCUACAGGUGCACUGCUACAGGUGGUGGAGACAGACCAGGAGGAAGAUGUCAGUAACAAGGCGUUGGCCAGCCGCAGCAUGUCGGCAGACAGUGUGUUCUCUCCUGGGAACGUACAAGCGAAGCCCCUUGAGAAGGGUGACAUGGCCGCUUCGGUCGACCACCUCCCCUCGCAAAACUUCCAGAGUGAAUUAUCAGCCAAGCUUAAGUCCCGUCGAAGUGAGGACGGGGCCAGCUCAGACGAGUGCCUUCCCCGCAGUCCUGACACGAUAGUUACCAUGGCAGACGUCAUCAAUGAACACAGUACACAGAAUGGAAUGAAAAGACACAGUGAAGAAAGUUUAGAAAGUGUAGGAGAUGAGCCCGGCAUUGCCAUGGCACCAGACCAAUUAGGGCAGAGAGAAAAACAUCAAGCCAGACAAGGCACCAGUGUAUCGGCAGAUCUGGGCAGCACAGGAGACGUUGACCUUGAUGCGAUUCCGGCCUCGCCGACACACCUCAGUAACCAGGCUGCUAAACACAAACUGUCCGUCGCUCCCAAGCUCAGAAAAGCCUCCAGCAGGACCAGAGGAGUCGGAAAGAGUCCCAGCACAACACCAGACAUUCCCAAGAUGUCAGAGAAUCACAGGACAGCUGACUCACCUGAACCUCCGGUGACACCUGCCGACACAGAACCACCCCCUAAACCUCCCCGUACAGGGAAUUAUAACUCUCCAAGAACCUCAGUGUCUCAGGAUGAGACAGAAAAUGGUGACCCUCCCGCAGUUGUUUCUCCCGUCACAGAAACUGUUGACAUAACCAUAACUGUAGCAGACACAGGUGACACGCCUACAGCUUUAACCCCCAAAACAGAUGACACACCUACAUCGGAAGCACCUGUUUUGGGCGCAGGUGGCACACCUGUAGCUGUAAUACCUGAGAAGCUGACAGGUGAUAUUCCUGUAGUAGAAUCACUUGGCACAGAAUCAGGUGACACAACACCCAAAGCUGAAGCACCUGACAUAACAGCAGCUGUAGCACCUGCAUCAGAAAUGCCUGGCGCAGCUGCAGUUGAUGCAUCCACAGCUGCAGAGCUUGGCAAUAAAAUGGCUGACACACCCACAGAUAUGGCAUCCACAUCCACUGUAGAAGCAGAUGGCACAGAAACAGCUAUAGCACCUGGCAGCACCACAGCUGUAGCACCUGACAGCACCACAGCUGUUGCACCUGACAACAUCACAGCUGUAGCACCUGGCAGCACCACAGCUGUAGUACCUGGCAGCACCACACCUGUAGCACCUGACAGCACCACAGCUAUAGCACCUGGCAGCACCACAGCUGUAGCACCUGGCAGCACCACAGCUGUAGCACCUGGCAGCACCACAGCUGUAGUACCUGGCAGCACCACACCUGUAGCACCUGACAGCACCACAGCUGUAGCACCUGACAGCACCACAGCUGUUGCACCUGACAACAUCACAGCUGGCAUACAGAUAACUGCAGCAGCUGAUGUUGAAGCUAGUGACACGACUGCAGCUACAGCACCUAGCACAGACUCUGAGGCAAAUUUCACACCUGCAGCUGACCACCUGCAAGAGCCCUCAGACCUUGUAGGGCACCAAACUGAAAGUGAUGAAGUUGUCAAGACAGCAGCUACUGAGAAUGAGGUUCCACCAGUUGCUGUUGCACCUGACUCUCCAGCUGAUACAGCUGCAGCUGAACCUGUCCCUACACAGUCAGUUCUAUGUGAAGAAGAAGUCCAAAUGUCCCCCGAACCUACAUCAGACCAGGUGGCACAAGAUGCUUUUGUCCCAACUCUCACACCGACCCGAGAGGAGGGGCCACUCCUGGAGGAACAAGUUGUGGAGUUCUGUCCUCCCGUAGAAAUAGAGGCCUCAGUGGAGAUGCCUGUAGUAGCCUCACAUGAGGGACCAGUAGCCAGUACUGAUGCUAGUAGUGUUGAGGUUGUGGAAGACAGCCUAGGUAAGUCUGAAGAGGCAGGACAGAAUGAUGAAGGAGUGGUUGAGGAUGAAGCAGGGGGAGGACAGGAGGAGGAGGCGGCUGAAGACUCAGGGGCAUCCUCGUCUGGUGCUGCAGGCAGUGCAGAUAUGGCCACAGAUGAAGACACGGGGGAGGCAAUAGCCCAGAGACUAUUGGCUGUUGUUGCACAGCAAGAACGCACAGCUGUAGGGGGAGGUGAGGAGCCCACAGCAGACUCACCCCCUCCCUCAGACCUGCCUGAUCAGCCCACCCCAGCCUCUCCUGGAGCCGAGGACGGCCAGGAACCUCCAGAUGAUGACGAGCUCAUCACCCCGAAAUCACCGACCCGGGGGCCGCCCGACCCACUGGGGGCACAGCUUGUGGAGGAGAUGAAGAGGAAACAGUCGGUCAAGAAGCAAGACUCGUUCGAAGAAGAGGUACCCCCACCUGAAGAGCCAGAACAAGGAGAAGAAACGGUCGCUGCAGAAAAUGAGGUCGCCCCAGCGGAAGAGCCAGACCCGACACCAGAUCUAGACCUCGAAACCAGCCAGCCAGAGGAGCAGCAUGAAGAUGCCCUGCAGGAAGAUUCCCAUGGUGCCGUGCAGCAGCCAGAGGAGGAAGAGGAGGAGGAGGCUGAGGAGGAUUAUGAACAGCCAGAGAAGGACCUCCCGGAAACCCCCCAGGAGACCACCUCUUCGGAAGAUGAAGCUCCACCUGCAGAGGAAGAACCUCCAGAAGAAGAAGAGGAGCCUGAGAAGGAAACAGAAAAGCAGAACGGUCCUGUCGAAGAUGAAACAGCUCCCUCUGAAGAAGAACAGAAGGAAGAACAACAGGUUGUAGCAGAGCCCAAGAACGAACCUGUCCGGCCAAAGCGUCUAAGCGUUGCAGAAACAAGGCAAAUGUUUGCAAAGUCAGAGCCCCCGCCAUCACCUGAAACUGAGACUAUCACAAGGCCAAAACUCAAGCCAGUUCCACCUAAAGCUGAGCCAACUCCGAGCAGCUCUCAGCCCACAAAGCCAGCAUCCGCUGCACCAAAGGAGACCAUAGUGGUGAAGAAGCCUUCUGCCCCUGUGAUGCCAACCCCACUGUCACCUACUGCUACUGUUAGGUCCCUCGCAGACAAGCCCCAGCCCAAGAAGGUUUUUGGUGCCAUCAAGGCACUGGAAGACCAGGGUGAUGACAAGGUCCCGGCCUGGGUAAGGAUAGCUCAGAAAAAACAGAAGGAACGAGAAGGCAAGGAUGAGGACGACACGGUCGGGGGGAAGAAGGUGGUGGUGGUUGAGAAGACUCCCCCUGCCACAUCAUCCAACCCGUCACCGCCCAAGUCCCCCGUCCGCAAACCGUCCACCAGCGCGGUGCCUCCCAAAGUGUUGGUUGUAGAAAAGACUGGAUCAGUCACAGCCAAGCCGUCAGCAUCCAGACCGUCUGUGAGUGGCCCCUCCAAGCCCUUCUCCAAGCCAGCUGACCCCCCCACCCCUGUCAUCAUACCAGCAGCAAAGUCCCCAGCUGAGCAGCCCAAACCCCCCAAAUCCCCCUCAAAACAAGCCGAGUCCAAACCCACUGGCAGUAUGUCCCCACCCCCCGCCAAGUCUGGUGACAUGAUGGCCAACAACAACAAGCUGAACCGAGCCGGACAGUUCCUGUCUCGGCAGCAGAAAAAGAACUUCAUCCUGCCCAAGCCUGAGAAGUGCAUCGUGUGUAACGAAAAUGUGUACCAGACUGAGAUGGUCAAGUCAGAUGGACGCUUCUUCCACAAGAAGUGCCAGCGCUGCCUGGUGUGCAAGCGCACUCUGGACAUCAGCAGCUUCAUGGUCAUCCAGGAGAAAAUCUACUGCAAACAGCACGGCCAGGAGGUCAAGCUGGCCCAGCAGGCAGUAUAACUGUUCUGUCAUCACGAUCGUUCCAUGUACAGCCCCUGUUUUCUCAAUGGUACGUCCCUCAACCAUGUAGCACUGACUGGUAGCUGUCAGAUGUACCAAUUAUUCCAAAUUUUAGCAGGGAUGGUUGUAUAGCAGUGGUGAUAUGCCUGGCUUGGGCAUAUAUUUUGAAAUAGGCUUAAUAGGCUUUGUCCUGUACAUUGCAUACUGCCAUUGCUUACAAGUAGAGGAUGGCAUAUGUAAUAAUGCAAGAAAAAUGAAAAGAAAGUUUUAAACGUGAGUCACUUUUCAGCAUUGAAAAGUCUUGCACGUAAUUUGUAUAGCAUGUAUGAAUUUUUUUCAUUUGAAAGUUUGGGUACUUUAAGGGCAUGCAUGUACAGUUCAAUUCAUGAGUUUUUUCAUGUACCAACUCUUGUUCAGUAGAACUUCAUAGCAUGACAACAGGACUGUUUUAUUAAUGGAAAGGUUUCAUCAUUUAAUAUGGAACCUUAACUUUCUAUGAUAUCAGUAUUUUGAAAUGGUAAUUGAGAUUUAUUCAUUGCCAGCAUUAUGCUACCAAGAAUGAUAUCAGACUAGUGCAUUUGUGCUAGUGGCAGAGCAACUAAAGUAAAUGUUACACAAGAACUAUCCUAAUCAACUGCCAUGAUGGUAUAUGGUUGUACAUAUUGUAAUUUCCCCAAAUAAAAUGGGACCAAACAAGCACUGAAAACUUUCCCAGUGGCAGUGAUUAGUAGUUUGUGUAGGGAAUUCAGGAUUUUGUCUCUAAAAAGGCAACAUUGUGUCACAUUUCUAGUCACAGUAACAAGUGAAAGAUUUUAGAACUUGCUUUUCUUUUUGCCAAUCUUAGCUGAUAAAACUGUGCAAUUUUGUUGCUUUCUAUAUUCAGUUGAAAUAAAUCAGUAGCAAAUUUUAGAAUGUAGUCUGUGGCAAUAUCUGUCUUACAGUAGCUGUAAGCUUUUUUCUUGGCUCAUUGAGGCUUCAAAUCUCAAUGCUUCAAAAUGACCAUCUGAAAGAAAGUAAACUUGUAACAAAUCUUCCUCAAAGUUGCCAUACCCUGUUUUCAUACUAUUUAGCAUGUGCAUAUCCUCUAACAUUAAAACUUCUAUGGGGACUGCAUGGAAUUUAAAAAUUUCACAAGUGAAUGUUUCUAAAUGAAGUUGUUUCAGCUGCUAAUAUUAUUGCUCAUAUAGAGGAUUAAUAAGAGGAAAGUCUGUGAGCAUUCAACCCUUGCAGAAGAGUGCAUCUUUUUAGACUGGCUUAUUAAUAGUAUUGCUUAAAAUGUAUAGUGAAAAACAAUGCAAGUCUAAUUCAAUUGUUUGAAUCUUUUUACUAACCCAUCUUUCUGUCAGUGAUUGUUAUUAAUUCUGCCAGGGAUACCAUUCAUUUUCUUUAUUGUUUGUAACUGUAUUACAUGUAUAUUAAUAUGAUGCCUAAAAUCUUGUACUGAUUCUUUGCUAAAAAUCCUUGCUUGUUUUGUUGUUAACUGGCCAUGCAGUAAUAUUCCUUCAUAAUGUCAUAGGAUUUGAUCUGCUUUUGACAUAAAGAUCAGUUGAACACUUUUGAAGUUAAUAGUUUUUCUAACAGUUUAACAGGUGGGAACUGUAGACUGUAGACUGACUAGCAAAUGGCAUGAAUAACAUUUUCUUGAAUGAGGUCAUUCUAAACUGUUAAAAAACAAUAUUGCAAUUGUGUAAAUACAACAAAGUAGUAAAGGCAGUCCAAGUUUUCAAGUCAGAACAUUUGAAAUGCAAAUGAAUGCUGUUGGAAUUUUUGAUGGUGCAAACCAGAGUGAUAUUAGCCAGUAUAUAGAUGAUAUAUUAUUAUAAUAGUGAUUUGCUGAAAUGCUGAUGUUUGUAUUUUAACCAAAGACAUUUCUACAAAAUAGGUCAGUAUUUCUUGUAUAUCAGUGAAAGCCGAUGUGCCUUGCCAGAAGUAGAAUCUUAACUCUAUGUGAUGUUGUAUCAUUAAACUCAUGAAUAGGUUGUACAAAGAAUCAACCAUACUGUUACAAAAUUUACAUGUACCAAGUGCCUACCAUGUACCUGGGCUUUGACAAUGGAUCAGCUACCUUGUCUACACUGGACUCUAAUCAUUAGCUUUUAUUGUUUAAAUUCUUGUAGGUGCUUUUAUAUGCAAUGAGAAGUACAUCAAUAUCAGAGAACAACUGUAGGAUGCCCCGACUAUAAGUGAAUGUAGGGGGCUUUUCAUAACUGCUGCACAUGCAAGGUGCUGUUAUCAAAGGUUAUAACAGUUGGAACUUCAACUUGGAGGAGAAGCUGAGACUGAUGAUUGUGUAACAAACUUGCAUAUCAAGGCUUCAUGCACUUUUUUGAAUAUGUAAAACAUACUUUAAGCUUGCACUAUGUUUAUUUUUUACCUUUUAAUAAUACGGUACCACAAGCCAAUGCAACAAACACAUCACUGCGUACAAAUUAUUACCAUUCUCAAAAAUCUUCAGUUUUGUGCAUACUGUAUCAUGAUAUGAAAUUAAUUGUAAUGUUGCUGUUGAAUAAGAAUUUGCUGCAGUGGUGGUACAGAAACAAAGACUCUGAGAAUUGUCAAUAGUUGAAUGGUCUUAUGCAUGAUUACAUUAAACAGUCAACUGUGAAAUGUUAAUGUCAUUUUUGU
Messenger RNA from Branchiostoma belcheri (Belcher's lancelet), 6950 nucleotides. RefSeq names its product cell surface glycoprotein 1-like. The transcript is spliced from 20 exons. Gene Ontology annotation, biological process: actin filament bundle assembly. Gene Ontology annotation, cellular component: actin cytoskeleton; plasma membrane. NCBI's taxonomy places the organism in Eukaryota, Metazoa, Chordata, Leptocardii, Amphioxiformes, Branchiostomatidae. The record is from RefSeq and is a predicted model, not a curated record. Gene Ontology annotation, molecular function: actin filament binding. Bases 222 to 4325 code for a protein of 1367 amino acids.